Apis cerana (Asiatic honeybee) is the source of this 4831-nucleotide messenger RNA. Its product is annotated as zinc finger protein 41-like. NCBI's taxonomy places the organism in Eukaryota, Metazoa, Arthropoda, Insecta, Hymenoptera, Apidae. Gene Ontology annotation, molecular function: DNA-binding transcription factor activity, RNA polymerase II-specific. The record is from RefSeq and is a predicted model, not a curated record. Gene Ontology annotation, biological process: regulation of transcription by RNA polymerase II. Gene Ontology annotation, cellular component: nucleus.
UAUCCAUACUUUUAUGUCCUAAGGGCCAAAGGUGCCAUUUUGUUGUGGAGAUCACACACACUUACACAAACAUUUUUAUAACUUUUUUCUUUUCUUUUUUUCUUUUCUUUUUUUUCUUUUCUUUUUUUUUUCUUUUUUUCUUUUUUCUUUCUACAAAAUUGAAACUUACAUAACCUAAAAUAAAUUGAUUUAGUAUAAUAAUUUCCAUUAGAACAUACAUUUCUAUUUAUGAUAUUUCAUAUUAUUUCAUUUAUAAAUAAUUUUUAAACUUAUAAAUUAUAAAUUAUUAUUAUUGUUGUUAUUAUUAUGUUAAAAAUAUUUAAUAUUUUUAUAUUAAUUAUUUUCUAAAUUUAUUUUAAAUAAUAUUAAUUCAUUUUUUUAUUUUUACUAUUGUUGAUUAUAGACAUAUUUUCUACAAUUUUCAUUUUUCAUUUUAAUUAAAAUCCGUAAGAGUUAGUCACCUAAUUUGAAUGAAUAAGGUGCAAUAAGAUGACAAGGUAAGUUAAUACACACCCCACAACCAUCUUUGGCUCUCUGUAUUUUGCAAUUUGAUUUCUUCCUUUUUUUCUUUUCUUUUUUUUUUUUUUUUUUUAAUAUAUUAAGAAUCUAUCUCAUUUUUAUGAAAUUGUUUCAUCGUACAUAAAACAUAUUUAGAUAAAAUAUCAAUUUUUUUUAUGAAUGUUUAUUUUAUAAAACAAAUUGCAAAAUAUUUGAAUAUUCCUUCAUGUGAUAGCAUGUAUUUAGAGUUCCUUUUAAUAAGAAUUAUAUAAGCAUAAAUAUUGAGAUUACAUACAAUGUUUUCAUGAAUCAAUUUCAUUACAAUUUUCUUAUUUAAAUGAACUCUAUUCUAGUUAUUAUUGAUACAUGUACAAUAAAUGAACAGAGGGAUUUUACUAAUUACAUAUUAAUGUUAUUAACACUUUUAUCAGUAUUUUUUGUGUGUACGUAAUUGAAUCAGUUGUUUUAUUGCACUUGAUGCAUAAUGUAUAGGUAUUUAAUCCCUCUGUUCAAUUGAGAACCAGAUGUUUACAUGUUGUCAGUAUCAAUAUCCCACGCUUACGUGAAGGCACAAAAUGCCGCACACGGCCGACAAUAGGCCGACCAAAAAUCACAAACUAAUAUUUCGUAAGUUAACGUCACGAUAUGAUAGAUGCUUGGUGUAUUUAAAAAAUAUCACCAAGCUAUGUUAUAAUUCGUAAAAAGAGAAAAAAAAAUUCAAAUACCGUUUCUUGUCGUCUUCGUGCUUUCCAAUGCCUACGCUUUUACAUUAUUGUCAGGACUACAUAAUUAAUAUAUCGGCUAGUCUGUAAGUGCUAUCAUUCUGUUAAUUGCGCACACAACUCGCUGAUAAACUAUGUGGUAUUGUUGCCACGAGUUCGGUUUCAAUCAAUAACAUUUACGGAUAUGGCAUCUUUAUUAGAUGUCACUUUAAAAUAAUCGAGUGUUUUACGAUAAAAAAGAAAGUUCAUUUAAAAAAUGAAAGAGAAAUCAAAACAACUAGAGUAAUGAUUGUAUCAAGAUGUGAUGAAGAAUUGAAGAAUAAUCAUCGCAUGAGAAACAUGAAGAGGAUCUCAGGCAUAUUAUUUAAGGCGAGUAUCAGUUUUUGCAUAUUUUGAAACUUUUGUUUUUUAUCUAAUAGUUUAUAAGUAUGAUAUAUAUAUCGAAUGAAAUUUAUUAUAUAUUAUAUAUAUGUAUAUGUGUAUAUAUAUGUGUAUAUAUAUAUAUAUACAUACACACACGCGCGCGAUAUUACCAAAGAAUUUCGUGAUUUUAUUCUUUGGAAUUAUUAGCGCUCGUUUCAGCAUAAGUUUUUCUAAGCUGAAAAUUCGAUGCGCUUUAAUCAUACGUAUAUUUUAAAUGCGCUGCAUUAAAUUGCGCGAAUUAUUUUAUUCGGUUAAAAAAAAGCAGUCAAAAUAUUUUAUAAAAUUAAUUUACAUUUUUCGACGCUUUCACAAAAUCAGGCUGCGUUUACGCGCCAAUUAAAAAAUAAUUUUCUGCAAUUCAUUUUGUAUAUUUUCUUCUUUUACGCAGUACAUUUGCAUCGGUAUAUAAAAAAUUAAUAUGGAUGCAUUAUAAUUGUACUUGCGUAAUUUUUAUCACGAUUGCGAGUAAUGAUGGAAAAAAGUGAUUAUAAACUUUGAAAUAUUUUUUGUUUCCAUUUGCAAAUUGUUACAGUGUGUUUAUCAUAUUUCUGUUUACAUGAUAACGUAAAUGGACUUUCAAGUUAAGAAUGUUGAAUACAAGAAAAAUGUGAUGGAAGAAGACAAGAAGAGACUAUGUGGAUAUUGGAUAUCGGUUCAAAGGGAAGGAAGCGAGACGUUCGGCGGAUUAUCGGGGAUGCUACGUCAAAUACUUUCGCCAUCGCCCGAGACGGGAGAUACCUGUUUACCCGUCACUUGUACUUUGCUUCAGAACAACACUAUGUUCUCCAAUCAAUCGUCGAUGAUGUCCUCAACGUAUCAAACCGUCCCAUCCCACUUGCCAUCCAUUUGUUCCGAUCAGAUUCUCAUGGAUCACGUGCAGAUAGUCACCGAAUCCCAUCCGUGUUCCACGUGUGGCCUUGAGUUUCGAAGCGCUCUGAAACUGAAUUACCACAUAAGAACCAGUCAUUCGGCCUUGCCGGAGUUCGAGCACAACAUAGAGAAUCCGAUGAGAUACUCGUGCACCAUUUGUUCCCGGAGUUUCUUUGCUCUGAGUCAUUUGAGGAUGCACGAGGUCACGCAUUCCGCGCCACCGGCAACCUCCUGCGCACCGAUACCAACGAUAUCUACAUCGGUGAACGUCGACAAGACGUUCGCCUGCGAUCGUUGCCAAGCCAGUUUCCGGUAUCGUACACUAUUCGAGCGGCACAGGAGGAUGCACGAGGUUGGCCAGGAGAAGCCUUACUCCUGCCCUAGAUGUUUGAUGCGCUUCGAGACCCGAAAUUUGUACAAUCAUCAUGCGAAAACUCACAAGCCGGGCAACGAUAAUAGGAUAACCGACACCGUAGUAGUGUCUUCCGGUGAUCCGGUCACUAGCAGUAUUAGCGGUACCAUUGCGUCGGCCAACAAAUCGGUACUCUCGUACCCGUGUGACUCGUGCUCCAAGCAGUUCGCGAGCAUCGAAUCAUUGACUACCCAUAAGGCUGUACAUAGGUCCAGACCGCUCGUGUGCGACGUCUGCGGCAAAGGUUUUACACACCGCAAGUACUACGUGGUGCAUCAACGUAUUCAUACGGGAGAGAGGCCGUAUCUUUGUGCCAUGUGUGGGAAGUCGUUCACUCAAGCAUCCACGCUUACCGUCCAUCGCCGAUAUCACACGGGAGAACGUCCUUAUACGUGCACGUUGUGCGGUAAAGGAUUCGUUACCAGAACCAUCAUGCUGAAUCAUAUGAAAAAGCAUUGAAUCGAAUCGUUAUCGUUGGUUCGAUAAGAAAAAAUACUCAUCGAUUCGGAUUCUUUUUUUCUUUUUUUUUUUUCUUUAUAAAAGUUCAGUGAAUUUUUUUCUUAUUUUUAUCUUCUUUUUUCCUUUUAACUUGUCGUUUAUUAUCUGUUGGUUAAAGUUCAUCUUGUUGAUGAUAGCGCGGAAACUUGUAUUCGUUUCUAGUCGAUAGAAAUAGAAAUUUUAUUUCUCUCUCUCUUUCUUUCUUUCUUUCUUUCUCUGUUUUAAAGAUAUUUUUCUUUAUGAAAUUUUUCUUUUCUUCGAUAUGAUUUGUUUGUAGAAAAAUCACUCGCAAAGUGCCUCAAACUUGCUUAUACAAAUAUAGAUGAUUAUUAUUAAAUUAUUGUGCAUACUACGAAUUAUCUCGUCAGAAAUAUCGCGAGAUUCAACGAUAGUAAUUUAUUGCAUUUUUAAAUUCAGACGUUUGUUAAUUAGUAGGAAGAAUGCAUAAAAGAAACGAUUAAUUGAUUAAUCUUAUGUGUAAUAUGCAUGUCGUCACUGUGAUACUGUUUGUUCGUGUAUAUCCUGAAUAUUUUAAACGAUAGGGUAUCUUUUACGAUUAUUAGAAUCUCGCAAUUCCGUUCAGAGAUAUUAAUUUGAAACGCGAAAUUUGCUUCAACUAAAAUUAGUACCUGUUUAAUGAAAUAACUUUUUAAUGUGCCUAAAAAGAUAGAAUUUUUGAAAAAUUUUAAUCGAUAGAAUGGAAAAAGACAUUUUACAUAGAAGAGCUAAUUAUAACUAAGCAAUUGCGUAUAUAUAUAUAUAUAUAUAUAUAAUAUAGUGUUAAAAGUUAUUUGAUGUUAAAAUAUCGUUACAAUAGAUAGAGAAGUAUUAGUAUCUAAUUAAUGUACGAGUACAUGAUUAUUUUAAGUAUUUUUUUUUUUUUUUUAACCGAUAGAUGAAAAUGAUAUAGUUAACGAUUCAGAGCAUUAACGAAUUCAUGUGCCUCUAAAUAAUAUAAGUACAGGGUCACUAUAUAUAUUAUAAAUAUCGUAAAACGUAAGUAUGAAGACGCUUAAAUAUUUCUAUGUAACUUCGUAAAAAACAAGAUCUCUGCUAUUGAUAUUAAUAACAUAGUUAUAAUUAAUCGUUGGACGUAAUCGUUACUAAAAAAUUUCUAAAAAUUUUAUCACUCUUGAAUGUAAUUUUUUUUUGUCUAAUUAAAGUUUUCAAUGUUAUUAGACAGUUUUGUAUUAACCAUUUUGAAAUAAUAUUUCUUCUUUUGUUUUUACAUAUUAAUAAUCUGUAUUUAAUUAUAUUAAAACAAAAAGAUAUGUUCGUAUAAUUAUUUUUAAUAAUAAAUUCUAAUAUUUAUCGUUGAGUUUAACAAAUUUUAAUUAUCUUUCGAAAUGUAGUUUUAAAUUAUUGUUUGUAUAAUUUUGAUGUUGAAUAAUUGACAUAAGAAUUGAAA